GUUGAUUCAACAGAAGUAGAUUAUUAACCUGACUCACUGCCUUUGUUCAUAGAUAUGUGAGUGAAGACACAUCCGGGACAUCUCCGAGUCGCUACCCUGUGUGAAAGAUCCUAUAUAAAUGCAAAUUGUUAUUGGAGGUAUAGAGCCAGAUAUCAGACAGGAGGCACACUGUGAAGACCCAGACACCUGAGAGGUGGAGUGCUACCAAGCAGCUGUGUUGUGAGUCGGCAAGAGAGCUGCGCAGGUAAACAAAUAAAAAUGGAAACCUUUUACAACAUUAAUGAGAUAAUGAACCUGCUUGUUGUGGUCAUUGGCCUCAGUCUCAACAUUGCGGCAUUCUUCAUUGUCAUUAAUGCAAAGUGCUCACCCAGCAAUAUCUUCCUUCUAAAUCUAACCAUUUCAGAUUUGAUCUGUCUAACAUUUUUGGCUGUUUUAUUGUUUUCAUGCACUCCUUCAACAGUUUUGUUCCUUUGCCCCAUCAAUUCAUUUGUCUAUUACAGCAGCAUAUACGGCUCAACUCUGUUCCUGACUGCACUGAGUGUGGACAGGUACUUGGGGGUGGCUUUUCCCAUCAAGUACAAGUUGUACAGGAAGCCUCGAUAUGCAGUGAUAGGCAGCAUCGUCAUCUGGGUGUGUGCGAUGACCAACUGCUCUGUUGUCUUGGUGAUAGCAAUGAAAUGGAAGCCGAAUGUGACCGAAUCGAAUUGCUUCUCGGAUUGUUACACCCAUUUCACCAAGGAACAGCUUCUGAUUGUGCUGCCGUUCCGACUGGAGCUGUGCAUCAUGCUGUUCUUCAUUCCUUUGCUCAUCAGCAUUUUCUGUUACAGCAACUUUGUGAAGAUUGUGUGGUCAUCACCUUAUAUCCCUAGAGAGAGGAAACAGCGGGCUGUGGGCCUCGCACUCACCACUCUAUUCACUUUCAUUGUCUGCUUCAGUCCCUACAACAUAUCACAUAUUAUUGGAUUUUUCUCCAGCAAAAAUGUGCAGUGGAGGAAUAUUGUAAUCACCAUGGCAAUGUAUAACACCUGCUUUGACCCCAUUGUCUUCUACUUUUCAUCAACUGCUAUCCAAAAGUCAUUGAAACGUUUCUGCAGAAGAUCCAUACAAACAAGGAAUUCAUACAGAGUUAACAUAGAGAUCAUCAUCACCAGGUAGCGCCUCGUAUCUAAAGAUGGCAAAUGAUAGGUGCCUAACCCUGUGUUUGUGAGCAUUGGGAAUGACAUUGUGUCUUGAGUGACCCCAUUCGCAGGCCAUCACUGGCCCCCAACUGGUCUUCAAAUAAAAAAUGUAACAAAAUAAUAAAACUAAUCCUACACUA
This is a messenger RNA of Callorhinchus milii (elephant shark), 1318 nucleotides long. Its product is annotated as free fatty acid receptor 2-like. NCBI's taxonomy places the organism in Eukaryota, Metazoa, Chordata, Chondrichthyes, Chimaeriformes, Callorhinchidae. Gene Ontology annotation, biological process: G protein-coupled receptor signaling pathway; cellular response to fatty acid. Gene Ontology annotation, cellular component: plasma membrane. The transcript has 2 exons. The coding region runs from base 259 to 1155 and encodes 298 amino acids. The record is from RefSeq and is a predicted model, not a curated record. Gene Ontology annotation, molecular function: G protein-coupled receptor activity.